Molecule: messenger RNA, 1143 nt
Organism: Acanthamoeba castellanii str. Neff
Lineage: Eukaryota; Discosea; Longamoebia; Acanthamoebidae
Exons: 10
Coding region: 1-1143 (380 amino acids)
Molecular function (GO): protein binding
Source: RefSeq, a predicted model, not a curated record
AUGCAGCACGUGCUCGGCUUCGUGCCCCUGGCCCACCUGGCCGGCGACGUGGCCCGCACCAGCCGGCUCUGGCGCAGCCUGGCCCUCGACCCCGCCCUCUGGCUCCCGCACUGGCGCCGCCUCCACUUCGCCCGACCCAACGUCGAGCUGCCCGAGAACGAUGCGCGGCGGGGAGUGCAGCCGCCGCCCGAGGGUGCGUGGCGCGACGAGAGGGGCAGCGAGAGCGAUCCGUGGCUGGUCGACGCCGGCCGAUCGCUUCAGCAGGCCUUCGAUGAUAACUACCCCAUCGACUGGCGCCGCGAAUACCUCCGUCGCAAAACUCUGCGGGUUCUGGUGGUGACCUACCACACGUCCCACAACAACAACUACGACAUGGACACCAUCAGGCAGCUGAAGAAGUUUGGCAUUCACGCCGACAUAUGCCACCUCAUCUAUGUCGACUACGAUGACAACCUCUUCAUGAAGUAUGACACGAUCAUCUACUUCGCCGCCAUGUCCGGCAAAAUCACUGGGCGACGGCCUCCGGCGUUUCUCAAGUCGGGCGGAGGCGUUAUCUUCUGCAUCUACACGCACAUGAAGAGCUACCAGCUGCAGGGCAAGUGGACCGAGAGCUUCUACCCCAUCAAGCCCGCCAAUCGGCUCUAUCCGCCGGUUGGCGACGCCCACCAGAAGCGGGAGAAGAGCAGACACCCGAUCAUGACCGGCGUGCGCAACUCCCAGAUCGACACCACGCGCCACGGCAGCCGCUGCCUGGGCCAAAUCGAUCCCCUCGCCCAGGUGGUGGGUGAGUACGAGGACGGGGUGCCGCUGGUGGUGGUGCUCGACGGCGAGGCCAACCGAGCCAAGUCCCGCGAAGAAGAGGAGAAGGCCCGGCGGGAGGAGCAGGAAGAGGCCGCCGCGGCCGAGCAGAAACAGGAGCAGGGGUCAGAUCGCAGCCAAGCCGGAGAGCGAUCGCCCGACGACAGCAGCGGCGAUGACAUGUGCGAGUCGGGGCCGCAACCGCAGCCGCAGCCGGAGAAGCCCGCCAAGCCCGACCAGGAGGAGCAGGAGAGGGUGGUACGAUUGGAACUCGGACAUUCCGCUGCUGCUGCGGAAUGCCGUUCUGGGGCGUCUCCCGCACCCGACUCCUCCUUUUCGCACUGA